Messenger RNA from Paramecium tetraurelia, 1374 nucleotides. RefSeq lists its product as uncharacterized. The transcript has 3 exons. Lineage: Eukaryota; Ciliophora; Oligohymenophorea; Peniculida; Parameciidae. The record is from RefSeq and is a predicted model, not a curated record.
AUGUUGGAUUUUGAGCAAGAUUUUUAUAAAUUUGUUAAAGCCCAAUUAGAUAAGAAGCGAGAAAUCAAACAACUAACCUUCAAUGAUCAAUAUACUGAAGAGGAAGUAAUUAGAAGAAAUAGAUUGUAGAGUGAGAACAUUCAAAAAGUCUUGUAAAAUGAAAGAAAAAAGAUGAGGAUUAACAAAAUUUCAAAGGAGCAACAUUUCGAAAAAAAAUUGAGAGACUUUACAUCAAUGGACACUUUUAUUGAUGUUAAGUAGUUUCUUAAAAAUCUUAAUGAUCAAUAGGUGAAAAAAAAUCCCAAAAUAUUAUUCCAAGCCUUAAAAAGAACACAAUCGGAUAGUGAUGAUGAAGAUAUGUUUGAUUAUGCAGAGAUUGUUUAAAAAAGUAAAAAAGCUAUUGCCAAUUCUGAACAUUUUCGAACAAAACCUCGCAUAGAGGGUUAUUUAUAACUGGAAAAUGAGAUUAGUUAAAGGUCCAAAGCGAUUGAAGAAGGAAGGUCAACAAAUGAGAAAUUCUAUACAGGAAUCGAUAAACUAAUAACUGAUAUUAAUCACAAGAAUGUUUUGUCAGAGAUGGAUAGGAAGUAUGAGAAAGAGAGAAGGAGAAAUAGGAACUCUAUGAGUUCUGAAAAAAUUAUUUAAUCAGCAGUUCCAUUGGAUUUUGGGAAAGAUGAAAUUGCAGUAAAAGCUGGAAAAAAAUUUAAAGAAUAAUCAUAAAAGGUUUUAUAGCUUUUAGAAAGAACCACUAAAAUGCUGUACAAAAAUAAGAUUCCAUAACCACCCAAUCAAAAACUCUUAAAACAAUAAUAAUAAUAACUGAAAGAACUUUAACAGUAAAAUCCUAGUUCAUUUGAAAUUAGAAGUCAAAAGCAUUUAUUAGUCAAAAGUCGAAGUGAAAGCAACGAUUUGAAGUUUCCUCUAGUAAAUGGUAAACUAAUUAAUCCUCUUGUGAGGAGGGUUGUUCCAUUAUCUCAACUGAACCAUGCUACUCUUCCUGAAAUUAAACCUGGUUCAUUUGUAUCUCAAAGGGAGGACAAGAAAUUUGAAAAUUUUCAUUAUUUAAAAAGCCCUAAAACUGAAUAGAAACAGGAUGAUCGCCAUAUUAAUACUAGUCGUCAAACUGUUAGUUUGAAUAUCAAAAAUUAAAUUGGAGAAUUUAUAACAUAGCUUGAUGAUGCAUAAGAGCAAUUUUCUAAAUUGUAUCCCUCUGAUUCUUAAAUUUAAAAAAUUUAGGAUAAUAUGAGUAAAAAUAUGAGCUAAAUUGGCAACACUCCAUUGGAAAGUCUGAAAUAUUUGACCAAGAGGAAGUUCAAUAUUUCCAAAAAGUAUGAAUUGAGAGGUAAGAAAAACAAAGUUCUUCAAAUUUUAUGA